UCAGUUUCUGUCUGCAGAUCUUACAGACACCCAAGUGGGUCUUCUCUGAUUCAAGUCAGUGCCUUAGUUUCGAGAGAGAUAUCAUCAGCCAUGAAGAUGGGAGCGGUUGGCUCUUCCAAGAGAAGGCUGUCCAGCAGAGGUCUAGGAGGAGCUAUCAGGGAGCAGAGAGCCAGGCUCUAUAUCAUCCGGCGAUGCGUCGUCAUGCUCCUCUGCUGGCAUGACUAGUUUCCGGCGGCCGAGUGGCCGAGUCCGGCGGAUUUUGUAGAUGAACCCCCGGCCUGGAAACCGAUGCAUGGGUUUGGAGAGUUUUUUUUGCCUGAAGGGGUGAACUUUUUGGCCUCUUUUUGCUGCUUCUGGGGACCUUGAGCCUGGUUUUUUAAGUCCUUGGCUAUGGUGAAGAUGGGUCUAAGAAGCAGUUGAUCACUUCAUCCCGUUUUGGAACCAACAAGAAAGAAGAAGAACAGUAUGCUCCAGUAGCCGGCCGGUUGCUGUGUUUUCUGAUCUGAGAUUAGUACAAAUUGUUCAUGUAUUGGCCUGUGCUAGCCCACUGUAAAUAGUUACAAUCUUGUGCUAAUUGAAGAUGAGUUGAGAUCUAAUUAUUUGAGUUCUUGAUUUACCUUGUUAAGCGCUACUGCAAAUUAAUUUUCGAAGUUCCAUGAUU
Molecule: messenger RNA, 661 nt
Organism: Nymphaea colorata (pocket water lily)
Lineage: Eukaryota; Viridiplantae; Streptophyta; Magnoliopsida; Nymphaeales; Nymphaeaceae
Product: small polypeptide DEVIL 4-like
Exons: 1
Coding region: 91-225 (44 amino acids)
Biological process (GO): negative regulation of cell population proliferation
Source: RefSeq, a predicted model, not a curated record